This is a messenger RNA of Polyodon spathula (Mississippi paddlefish), 1048 nucleotides long. RefSeq names its product guanine nucleotide-binding protein G(s) subunit alpha. Gene Ontology annotation, cellular component: heterotrimeric G-protein complex. The transcript is spliced from 7 exons. The coding region runs from base 16 to 714 and encodes 232 amino acids. The record is from RefSeq and is a predicted model, not a curated record. Lineage: Eukaryota; Metazoa; Chordata; Actinopteri; Acipenseriformes; Polyodontidae. Gene Ontology annotation, biological process: adenylate cyclase-activating dopamine receptor signaling pathway; sensory perception of chemical stimulus. Gene Ontology annotation, molecular function: beta-2 adrenergic receptor binding; insulin-like growth factor receptor binding; G-protein beta/gamma-subunit complex binding.
GUGUUUUAUUUGUGCAUGUGCAAUCUAAUCUAUAGUGUGUGUGUUUUUCUCUUCUACAGCUUUUUAGACAAGAUUGACAUCGUCAAACAGAGUGACUACUCUCCACCUGAUCAGGACCUUCUCCGAUGCAGAGUCUUGACAUCUGGGAUCUUUGAGACCAGGUUUCAGGUGGAUAAAGUCAAUUUUCACAUGUUUGAUGUCGGAGGCCAACGAGACGAGCGUAGAAAGUGGAUCCAGUGCUUUAAUGACGUCACUGCGAUCAUAUUCGUAGUCGCCAGCAGCAGCUACAACAUGGUUAUACGAGAGGACAAUCAGACCAACCGGCUGCAGGAAGCCCUCAAUCUCUUCAAGAACAUUUGGAACAACAGGUGGCUGAGGACCAUUUCUGUAAUUCUGUUCCUGAAUAAGCAGGAUUUACUGGCAGAGAAGGUUCUGGCAGGAAAAUCCAAAAUCGAGGAGUACUUUCCAGAAUUUGCUCGCUACACUACACCUGAUGAUGCAACACCAGAGCCAGGCGAGGACCCCCGAGUCACGAGGGCCAAGUAUUUCAUUCGGGACGAGUUUCUGAGAAUCAGUACAGCCAGCGGGGACGGACGGCAUUACUGCUACCCUCACUUCACAUGCGCGGUGGACACAGAAAACAUCCGCAGGGUGUUCAAUGACUGUCGGGACAUUAUUCAGCGGAUGCAUCUUCGCCAGUACGAGUUGUUGUGAUGGGGGUGGAAGGCACUUGUUUCUGUUCUUUGUGGGACUCCUUAUUCCUCAUUUAAAGUAAAUAAGACAAAACAACAAAUACGAAAAAAUAUAAUAAUAAAAAAUGACAACGAAACCGAACUAUAUUGCUGACACACCGCAGUGGAUACAGAACUGCUGUCUAUUCUGCAGACCGGACCCCCUACUCCUUCAUGAACUCACUCCCCUCUCCACACAGGUUCGGAGAGCAUCGCUUGCCUGCCCUUCCUCCUCCUCCUCCCGCCCCUCCUCAGUGCAAGGUGGCACACAAAAAAAUUACUUUAUGGCAGCCAUGCCUGUGUAUUACUCUCUGUGG